CGCGUUCUUUUCACUUUUCAGUCUUUCGGGACGAUUUCUAUUAUUUCAGAAACGCAUUGUUAAUUUUUUCUUAAUUACAUAGACUAUAGAGUAAUUAAUCGUUAACCCUAAACUAGUGACUUUGUAGCCACAAGUAUUCACAUCAAUACAAGAUGCCCAAAAAUAAAGGAAAAGGAGGUAAAAAUCGUAGGCGAGGUAAGAACGAGAAUGAAACGGAAAAGCGUGAAUUGGUAUUCAAAGAAGACGGACAAGAAUAUGCUCAAGUUACCAAAAUGUUGGGAAAUGGACGUCUAGAGGCAAUGUGUUUUGAUGGUGUUAAACGACUUUGCCACAUUCGAGGAAAACUUAGGAAAAAGGUAUGGAUCAACCAAGCUGAUAUAGUAUUAAUAGGUUUACGUGAAUAUCAAGAUACAAAAGCUGAUGUAAUUUUGAAGUAUACGCCUGACGAAGCUCGUAACUUAAAAACUUACGGAGAAUUUCCAGAAACUGUUCGCAUCAAUGAUACAGUCACAUUUGUUGACGAUGGAUUGGAUGAGGAUAUUGAAUUCGGAGAUGAUAUUAGCGAAGACGAAGAAGCAGACAAUGCUGUUGAUAAUAUCUAAGUUUAUUUCAACAAGUAUCCAAGCUGUAUGGUGAUAUAAUAUUUGCCUAAGAACCAUAUUAUAAUCCACUAAAAUACUGAAAUAAAUAUAUACUUAAAUAAUAAAAAAAUUAGUGUUUGUUUUGUUCAACUGGUAUAAUUUGUCCACAAUCUAAUACAAAUUUAAAAUUGUAUUGAUUUAAUUGAACUACACUAUUCAGUUUAAGAAUGGCUAGUUUUGUGCUUACCAAAUGAGCUUGUACGUUGGUUUGAUCCUCUUAAUGCUGAAGUUACCAAUAAUCAUAAAAUGGUCGUUUCCAGUAAAUGACAGUCGAGUGAGUAAAUGCAGCAAUGCCAAUUCCAGUAAUGAUCAGUUUCAAUAUGUCUGUUGAAUGGCGUUGCAAUUUAUUAAACAAGAUAAUACAUUUUUGCAUUUUAUCAAAUGUUGAAUAACUUAAUGGUCAAAUAUUUUGGAUUACUUCUACACUGUUCAUUUGUCUUUAUUUCUUUAAUUAUAUUAUAUAGUAAGCAAAAUAUGCAAUUUGUAUUCUAGGUUAUUUACCAUCAAUAUUAUUUUUUAUGCAAAAUUUGCUCAUAUAAAUAAAAAAUAUUACAAUAUUCAA
This is a messenger RNA of Metopolophium dirhodum (rose-grain aphid), 1203 nucleotides long. RefSeq names its product eukaryotic translation initiation factor 1A, X-chromosomal-like. Gene Ontology annotation, biological process: translational initiation. The record is from RefSeq and is a predicted model, not a curated record. Gene Ontology annotation, cellular component: cytoplasm. The transcript has 6 exons. Gene Ontology annotation, molecular function: RNA binding; translation initiation factor activity. Bases 153 to 602 code for a protein of 149 amino acids. NCBI's taxonomy places the organism in Eukaryota, Metazoa, Arthropoda, Insecta, Hemiptera, Aphididae.